This is a messenger RNA of Aplosporella prunicola CBS 121167, 843 nucleotides long. RefSeq lists its product as uncharacterized. Gene Ontology annotation, cellular component: ESCRT-0 complex. Gene Ontology annotation, molecular function: ubiquitin binding; phosphatidylinositol-3-phosphate binding; metal ion binding. The transcript has 2 exons. Lineage: Eukaryota; Fungi; Ascomycota; Dothideomycetes; Botryosphaeriales; Aplosporellaceae. Gene Ontology annotation, biological process: protein targeting to vacuole; protein transport to vacuole involved in ubiquitin-dependent protein catabolic process via the multivesicular body sorting pathway. The record is from RefSeq and is a predicted model, not a curated record. Bases 1 to 843 code for a protein of 280 amino acids.
AUGGCCACCGGAAUCGCGAAUCCUCACGCCGCCAUGCCGCCCUCGGCCUACCAGCAACCCACCUACGGCUACAAGGGCGGCGUGCAGUACGUCCCCUACUCGCCCACCCACUCCGGCUCGAAUACUCCGACCACCGUCUCUCCCACCAACAACUCCCACCACAUGCACCUGCACUCGCGCCAGCUGCGCCCGCCGCGCGCCCCCAUGUACGUCCCUGCCGUCCUGCGCCCGACCGAGAGGCCCCCGCGCUCGUCUCCCCCCAAGGGCAGCGAGAUCGCCUCCCCUUCGGAUAGUGGAUCCAUCGGCUUUGGGAGCCAGGCGGCGGGUGACGGCUUCGGCUCGAGCAUCGCCGAAAUCGAGCGUAUCAACAGCCAGGAAGACACCCAGUCCCUCGGACCUGUGACGGGCCCUCCGUCCAGGAAUCACUGGAAGUCCAACGAAGCAACCGACAAGUGCAACUCUGCCGGCUGCAACCGUGCUUUCACCAUGUUCUGCAGACGCCACCACUGCCGCCGCUGCGGCGACAUCUUCUGCUACGAGCACAGCGCCCACGAGAUCAAGCUUGACCAGGAUGCUCUGUUCCAUCCGAACGGCCAGCUGUCGCGCGCCUGUGACAGCUGCUGGUCGACGUACCGUCAGUGGGACACGGCGCGCAACUCCUCCCGCACCAACAGCGCAAGCUCACAAGGCAGCUCCACCGGCGGAUCCUUCACCAACUACACGCAGACUCAGGGUCUCCAGCUUCCCCAGCCACGAGGCGUGGCGCAAGCCCAAGCGCAGACCCACCGCGUUGGCAGUUAUGUGGGCAGCGUGCCGCGCGAUUGGAACUGGAGCACGUUCUAA